Molecule: messenger RNA, 1365 nt
Organism: Ananas comosus (pineapple)
Lineage: Eukaryota; Viridiplantae; Streptophyta; Magnoliopsida; Poales; Bromeliaceae
Product: salicylate carboxymethyltransferase
Exons: 4
Coding region: 41-1213 (390 amino acids)
Biological process (GO): methylation
Molecular function (GO): S-adenosylmethionine-dependent methyltransferase activity
Source: RefSeq, a predicted model, not a curated record
CUACAACUAUUUACUCUUUGUAGCUAUAGCUACUAGCUCCAUGGAGGUGCAAAGUGUUCUACACAUGAACAGUGGAGUUGAUGACAUGAGCUAUGCCAAAAAUUCUACCAUCCAAAAGAUCAUACUAAAUUCGACGAACACCGCGAGACAGGAGGCAGCCGUCAGCUCGUUGCAAGCGACGGGUUUCCCUACGCAGAUGACCGUCGCCGACCUAGGCUGCUCAGUAGGUCCGAAUGCACUACAGAUGGCCUCCGAAAUCGUGGAGGCGAUCGCACAAGCGAGCCGUCAGUUCAACCGCAGGCCACCGGAGAUCCAAGUCUUCCUCAACGACCUCCCGGGAAACGACUUCAACACCAUGUUUGACUUGCUGCCUGAGUUUUACAGGCUUAGAGAAGUGAAGUUACAAGAGAGUGAGCAGCAAAAAGUGCACUGCUUCAUAUCAGUGGUUGCUGGAUCUUUCUAUGGGAGGUUGUUUCUGAGCAAGAGCUUGCAUUUUGUGUACUCUUCCUCCAGCCUUCAUUGGCUCUCCCAGGUGCCUCAAAUGUUACUAGAUGAUGGGAGCGAAGUUCCCCUCAACAACAAGGGAAAGAUCUACAUAUCAAGCACUAGCCCACCAUGUGUGUUGGAAGCAUACAAGAAGCAAUUCAAGAGGGACUUCUCCUUGUUCCUCGAGUGCAGGGGGGAAGAGGUGGUGGGGGGUGGCCACAUGGUGUUGACAUUCAUGGGGAGGAGAAGCUCCAAUCCCUCACCCCUGAUUGAUUGCUACAUGUGGGAGCUCCUGGCAAAAGCACUUAUGGACAUGGUCUCAAUGGGUCUAAUUGAAGAGGAAAAAGUGGAGUCAUUCAAUGCUCCCUACUAUGCACCAUCUGUGGAGGAGGUGAAGGAUGAGGUCACAAUCCAAGGCUCAUUUUCCAUCAGCAGAAUUGAGAUCUUUGAAGUAAAUUGGGAUGACAAUUCCCAAGAAGCCCCUCAAAGUGGCCAUAAUUCCAACCCCACCCAAAUGAGAAAUGGUACCAUCCCCCAUCAAGUGGCCAAAAGUGCUCAAACAAUGGCCAAGGGGAAUAGAGCUGUUGUUGAAUCCAUGCUCAAAAGCCAUUUUGGAGAAGCCAUUAUUGAGGACCUGUUUAAGAGAUACUGCUUCUUGCUUGAGCAGUUCUAUUAUAAGAACAAGGCUGAAUUGACCAAUAUACUUAUUGUUCUUGUGAAAAAUUAAGUAUAUAUAGAAAUUUUCUUUUGUUAUAAUAAGUUUGAUGAACACUCCAUGUUGUACUUUAAAUAGAAAGAUAUAAAACAUGCAUAUAUAUACAUAAAAUUAAUGCUGGAUUAAUUAGUUCUUGCUUAGUUGAGGAGUUUUCCUUUUUCUUC